UUUUUCAACCCCCCUAAUAGGUAUUCUUGCUCUAGGUACUACGUGCAGGCAUUCUUGACACUAUACUGUGUCAGUUGCCAGGGGGCUUGUGCCGGAACAACAGACGGAGGCUCUAGCAGCGCCAAGCCCCGACUGCUACAACGAAUACCAUACUACAUCCACCACCACCAUUACCUGUUCGUGUCGGAUUGA
Molecule: messenger RNA, 192 nt
Organism: Bipolaris victoriae FI3
Lineage: Eukaryota; Fungi; Ascomycota; Dothideomycetes; Pleosporales; Pleosporaceae
Exons: 1
Source: RefSeq, a predicted model, not a curated record